AUGCAAGGCGGUGGCGCGUCCGAGACCGCGCAGCAGAUCGUCGAGUUCGAGGAGUUGGUAUCGCGUCUGGAUCGCAUCAACGACGUUGUGAUUCGGCGACCGUCGACAACGACGACGACGACGACGACGUCGACGACGUCGACGUCGGUGCCGCCGCCGGCACGAGCGUCGUUGCAUCUUCCCGGCGCGGCAUCGUCCCUGCCUUACGACUAUCUCAUCGCGGAUGCGACGCGUUCGCCCGUCAACGACGAGCAGCAACGGGUGCGCGUGCACAUCGGCAUCGACGAGGAUCUGCGAAUGAUCCUCGAGAUGGACCCGUCGAUCGUCGACGGGACCCUCGACUCUGGUUCGCCCGAAAGUUGUCCCACCAUGGCACGACCGUUGCGCGCCACGCGACCGCAAGGCUGUCCGCCGACGUUCAAAACAGCGACGCCGACGUCGCGCACGCAAUUGAAGCUGCAGCUGAUGCGGGAGCAGCUGCAGGAGCAAGAGAGGCGACAGGCGGAAUUCCGGCAGAGCUUGCAGCAGCAAAGGCCAGCUGCCGCACCGCCUCGGCCAGUGCCACCUACGCCGUUGCCCACUAUCGGUGUGGAUGUUCCACCGCAAGUAUUACAAGUGCGCACGCUGUUAGAGAAUCCAACUCGCUAUCACGUCGUGCAAAAGCAGAAGAACCAGGUGCGCCAAUACCUACACGAGUCGUUUCGUGGCGGUGAGGGCGGCGGCGGUGGCGGCAGUGCCGGCAAUGCGGUCGUCAGCGGCAGCGCCGGUAGCGAGGGCGGCGGCAGGACACCGGUCGACACCGGGCCGCCACCCGUCCCCAUGGUGGUGCAAAGUGCACCGCCCGGCCCGCAGCUGCAUCACCCGAAGCCGCAGCAUCCUCAUCUCGCCUCGUAUCCGCACGCCCCCGCGCUGCUGCCGCAUCACCCUGGUAACCCGACGGUGGUCUCGGCAAGCCUGGACCCUACCACCACCGGCACCAUGUCCCCAGGUCUGUCCAGCGUCGCCACGAGCAACUCCGAGGCUGAGGACCUCCUGGACGACAUCCUGUCGUUUGAGGCUGGUUCCUUGGGUGACGGACUGAAAGACGGCCAAGCUGGAAGUCUCACAAAUAUACCGGAGCUUCAAAUUAAACCAGAACCUCUUUUGCUGACCGAGGCAGAGAUUCAUGCUCUCGCGAAAGAUCGGCAGAAAAAGGAUAAUCACAAUAUGAUUGAACGACGGCGGCGUUUCAACAUCAACGACAGGAUCAAGGAGCUCGGCACCCUCCUGCCCAAGACCAAUGACCCAUAUUAUGAGAUUGUUAGGGACGUUAGACCGAACAAGGGUACAAUUCUCAAGUCUUCGGUGGAGUAUAUAAAAUUGUUGAAAAAUGAACUCACGAGGAUGAAGCAGAACGAGCUGAGGCAUAAACAAUUGGAGCAUCAGAAUCGCAGAUUACUUCUACGCGUGCAAGAGCUCGAGCUGCAAGCGAAAGCACACGGUCUUCCGGUUACCGACUUUAACUGGGCGUCUACUUCCGCUAUGCUCAACACCUUUUCGAGGAGUAAAUUGGAGCAACGAAAGAUACCGGAUCUGGCGGUGACGGAGGAAGCGACGAGUCUGAGCAUGUCGCAUCUCGAGGACCUCAUGGAGGACGACACCAGCGGCCCCGUACACAGUGGCGACCCGAUGCUGUCGUCGCCGCACCUGCCGCCGUUGAGCCCACCUGCGACCGGCUGUCACCACGGCUUAACCGACGAGGACACCCUCGGCAGCCUGGCGGUGACCACGUCGAACUCCUCGUCCGACAUGGACAUCGUCGCGUAGUUGAAAACCACCGUUGUCCAUCAGCCUCGCGGGUGA
Molecule: messenger RNA, 1842 nt
Organism: Cyphomyrmex costatus
Lineage: Eukaryota; Metazoa; Arthropoda; Insecta; Hymenoptera; Formicidae
Gene: Mitf
Product: transcription factor Mitf
Exons: 7
Coding region: 1-1806 (601 amino acids)
Biological process (GO): regulation of transcription by RNA polymerase II
Cellular component (GO): nucleus
Molecular function (GO): DNA-binding transcription factor activity, RNA polymerase II-specific; RNA polymerase II cis-regulatory region sequence-specific DNA binding; protein dimerization activity
Source: RefSeq, a predicted model, not a curated record